UUUCGUAACAGGUGGCAGCGCUUUCCAGUCCACCUGAGUGAUCACGCAUGCGCAGCCUGACGCGUCCCCACCUCUCUCUCUCUUUUUCACACACAUGCACGCACGGGCGUGCAUGCGCACACCGCCGGUGUCUGUGUGUCGGUCUGACGAACAUCACACGCUGCAUGUGGUUGCGACCCGGAGUCAAACGGGAUCAGUUCAUCUGGUUUUCCUGUAAAUCUGCUUGUUUUUAACUGGAGGUUUCGCGUAGGAGCGUCGGCGCCGCUGGAGACGUUCCCUCCGCAUCUUCUGACCUUUGACUCUCCAACACGAUGACCCGUCUUCAUCAUCGUCACUACAUACCUCGCCAUGGUCACCCAUCUCUUCGGUGACCGACCUGUCCACCGCCACACGCCCCACCUCCCCUGUCUGCUUUUGUCCAAUCAACUGCAAGGAUGCACGUGAUGGGCAGCAUCUCCCCGGCCAAUGAGAGGGAGGGCUUCUCCAUCCAGGAGGAGGGCGUUGCCGUGCCGACGUCUCCUUCUAGUACAUCAAUAUUUUCUGAUAUUGAAGGCAACCAGACAAGACCAUCUCGCCCUGUUCCCCCUCCUCCUCUUCCUCCUCUUCUUCCUCCUCCUCCUCUCCCACCGCCCUUGCUUCCCGGACUGGGAGACCCCGCGGGAGGAGACCUGAGGAAGAAGGUGAGGCGUUUCUUCUGGAAGACGAUACCAGAGGAGCAGGUGAAGGGGCGGGACAACGUGUGGACUCAGGGCCAAGCUCAGCAGCAUUAUCAGAUUGAUGUCCAGACCGUUGAGGAGCUGUUUGGUCAGAACGACAGCCAAUCAGAUUCCACACCCACCAGGGGAGGGAAGCUCAGGAGCUCAUUCAGAGAAACCAGAGAGGAGGUCUCCAUUCUGGACACCAAGCGAGGGAUGAACAUUGGGAUUUUCCUGAAACAGUUCAAGAGGUCCAAUCAGACAUUAGUAGAUGAUAUUCGCAGUGGGAACAGCGAGCCCUACGGCGCCGAGCCUCUGAGAGAGCUGCUGAAAAUGCUGCCGGAGACGGAGGAGGUGAAGAAGCUGGCGGCGUACCGAGGCGACGUCUCUAAGCUCUCAUUGGCCGAUUCCUUCAUGUACCAACUGAUUCAGCUCCCCAGUUACACAGUUCGUAUCGAGUCCAUGCUGUUGAAGGAGGAGUUUCCUGGGGCGUGCGAGGCCAUAAAACGAGACAUUCACACCCUUCGCUCUGCCACCAGAGAGCUGAUGUGUUGUGAGGAGCUUCAUGCUGUUCUGCACCUGGUGCUGCAGGCUGGAAACAUCCUCAAUGCCGGAGGUUAUGCAGGAAACGCGGUGGGGUUCAAGCUGUCGUCCCUCCUGUCUCUGGCCGACACCAGGGCCAACAAACCGGGCAUGAACCUGCUGCACUUUGUCGCUCUGGAAGUUCAGAAAAAAGGCAAGAAGCUGUUGGAGUUUCCAGUGAAGUUAACUCAUGUUCCGGCUGCAGCCAGGAUCUCACUGGAAAUGCUGGACGGUGAACUACAGUGGAUGAUGACUCGCACACGCUCACUAGAGGACAGCGUCCAGACGGACACUGUGCUGCUGCAGCAACUGGACGACUUCCUGCAGUGUGCCACCUCGUCUCUGUGCUCGUUGCGUGACGAGCGGCAGCAGCUCAAGAAGGAAGGCAGCGAGCUCAUCGACUUCUUCUGUGAGGACAGAGAGACGUUCAGACUGGACGACUGCUUCAGCAUCUUUCACACCUUCUGCUCCAAAUUCACCAACGCUGUCAAGGAGAACAUGGAGAGAGAAGCUAAGGAGGCAGCUCGCUGUCGGCGUGUACAGGAAAUGGAGGAGAAGAAGAGGCACUCAUGGGCCGGAGGCGAGAAGGUGGGUGGAGCCUUCAAGUUACGCUAUGUCGCUGCCACAUCACAACUCAAUGAAGCAGGGCUGCUGAUGGAGCUCCUGACCUUUAACUCCUGCCCUCGGUCAUCUCUAAAUAGCUCCCAGAGUUCUCUGGGGCGAUCGGGGAGUUUACGACGUUUCCGGAACACACCAUCCAGCUCGCCAUUUAUUGCUGCUGAGCGCGAACUGAGUAUGUUCUUGGCGUCCCCUGACCGCAAAGUCAUCCAGAAGAGAGGAAGGGCAGAUGCAAGGACAGUUUUCUCAUCAGCCUCACCUGAAUCUGGGCUUAGAAGUCUUGAGCUCUCCCCUCAGACUGGACCUCAAAGUCCAAGGGUCAGAAUGCUCGGCUUCACCGAAAACCAACAGCCUCAAAUUGACCAGAUGGAACCACAAGCCCCUUCUUCACCUCCCAAGACCUCUUGCAAUCCAAAAAACACAAACUCAGACCAUACAACCACCACUUACCUCAGGUGUGAUGCCACCCAGACUCCAGUAGACACCGUUAAUACCACAGUGAAACCUACCUCUGAUUCAAACCAGCAAUUUGGCCACAACAAUAACAGCAGCAAAGAUCCUCAGUUUGGUAUAUGGGGGGAAACAACUGGAACAAACGAAGCUGAUCAGGACUCCAGUGAUGAGAAGCUUGAACCCAGCACUCCUACUUUGGGCAAAAUGUCUGUGGUUAUAAAGACAUGCACACUAAUUCGUGAGCUGAGAGUGUUCAGCAAUAUCCCUAGUAAAGAGCAUCACACCGGUCAUCAGCAGGACGAUAUGGCAAUCACAGAUGUGGAAGAAGACAGAGUAGACAAAUCCAGAGUGGAGAAGGAGCAGAAUAACCCCCAGACUGGGAAUGCACAAGGAUCUGAGACAUACCCGUCCUCGUCACCAAGAGAAGAAGAGGACAGACAGGAGGAAAAGGUGGUUGUAUGGUGUGUGACAGGUGUUUGUGAAGCAGCUGCCGAAUUCACACAUGCUGACAACACACACACAGAGGCUGAGAAGGAUCAGUGCUGCAGUGACAAUCAGGGAGGAAACCAGCAAGCUUCCUCCUCCCCAGCCCAUUGCACACCAUCAGAACCUCAACCUGCCAAUGAGAAGCCAGUGCCUGUACCCAUAAGCAGCCAACCAGUGCCUGUCUCCCGUUGUGAUGACCUGUCAAUUCAAGGCUCUUCCCACAGGUGGUUCCCAGCAGAGCCUUUAUCAGCCAGUGAAGCGCCUGCUCUCACCACAGAUGCCUCUGAAGAAGAUAAAGAGUCAGCCAGUCAAGGGGGAGAACCAGAGGGCUCGACCAAUGAGAACAGAGAUGUGGAAACGGUCCCAGAAAAAUCCACAGAUAAGAGCAGCAAAAACAAGACUGCCUCUUGUCACACUAAUGGAAAAACAGCUUCUUACACCAAUGCAAAGCCAGAACUGGCAACUUCAACCCAGCCAUCCACCAAGUACCUCCCUAAUUCUAAACCUCAAGCCACCUCAACCCCAAACACCUCCCCGUCCAAUGCCAACAAAUCCAAAUCCGUCCAAACCCUCACCACUUUUGAGAAGGAGGACUUGAGGCGAGUUGUGUCCGUCUCACGAACCAGGCGAGGUACUCCAUCUCUGGAAAAAUGUCCCGAGAAGCCUUCUGGUGUCCGCCGUGGAUCUACACCCACCAGUUUGAACCGUUCCUCCAUCCGACGAGGAGAGAGGCCAUCAACUGCUCCUUCAUCCAGACGCUCCAGCAUCAACAAGACACCAGACCCCAAGGACUCAAAGGUCCAGAAGGUUUCUGGUACUCAGACACCUGCUCGAGAGCAGGGCUUGCAAAGGAAGCCAUCCAUCCGAAAGACCUUAGCUAAACCCAAACCCCAGCCAGAGGAAAGGAUGUGUCGCGCCACACUGCGAGCCCUUGGUCAGGCAGGAGAUGGAGGAGGAGGAGGAGGAGGAGGAGGCAGUGUCAGUGCCCCUGCCACCCCUUUACACAAAGCCACUACCCCUUCAUCACCUCUUCCAGGUUUUGCCCGAAACACCGCUGCCUCUUCUUUCAGAAAGAACCACACCACCCUUAGUCCUCCUCAUUCACCCCACACUGGUUCAUACUCCUCCCCUAAAUCACCCCCAAAGACCACCUCUUCCCCCAUCUCCCCACGUGGCACCUCACCUUUCACCCGAACAGGGUCACAAAGAAUGUCAGGAACAUCCAGAUUAUCAGAUGUCCUCAGCCGAACCCCAGUGAAGAUGUCUCCAAACAUCAGGUCACCUCCUUGCUCACCGCUGCACGACUCGCUGACUCCCCCUAAAGCCCCCAGGCAGAAUGACAGUGGCAGCUUCCCUGAAAAGUCAGCUCACUCUAGGGACUUGGAUAAAGGAACCAGACCAAGCUGGAGGUAACAGGAGAAACCAGAGGUAGAGCAGAGUCUAUUACUCCUUUCUUCUUUACUGGAGCUAAAAGAGAAAUCGGAAGAUGUUUAAACACGAAAUAUAGACACUGC
Molecule: messenger RNA, 4348 nt
Organism: Monopterus albus (swamp eel)
Lineage: Eukaryota; Metazoa; Chordata; Actinopteri; Synbranchiformes; Synbranchidae
Product: FH2 domain-containing protein 1-like
Source: RefSeq, a predicted model, not a curated record